AUGGGUUUCCAAUUUCAUCCUCUAGCCUUCGGUGUUAUGUUGCUUGUAGCUGCAGGCACAAUUGCUUAUACUUUUUGGAACUCGAAUAGAGAGCAAAAUAACAGAGGGAGGCAUAACGGUUAUAGCUAUGAUGAUUAUAAUACUCGAUAUUGUGGAAGCAGCAUAAGUAGUGUCAGAUCUCUAGAAGACAGUGAAGAUGAUGAUGAUCUACGAAGGAGACCUGGGAAAUGCACUAUUUGCUUAACGAAUCUUAAAGGCAGAUCAAUCAAGCAACUGAAAUGUAGACAUCAGUUUCAUGAACGUUGCAUUAAUGGAUGGUUGACUAGUAACAAUACAUGUCCUAACUGCAGAAUGCAUAUCUAA
This is a messenger RNA of Acanthoscelides obtectus, 363 nucleotides long. The record is from the annotation of a GenBank genome assembly. Lineage: Eukaryota; Metazoa; Arthropoda; Insecta; Coleoptera; Chrysomelidae.